CAGCUUCUUCUUCCCUUAGAUUUGACCACUCAUAUUCUACUUCUUCUCAUCAUUCUCCUUUAUUUGUUCCUUUGCAUCAAAGAAGAUCUACUGUAUAUAUUUUGCCACGUCAGUUACACAAUUAUUCACUACAGUUUACUCAUAAAAGUAUCACCAAUCGGUCUCGACCUCUAAUUCUCUCUGCUUUUGCUUUCAAUUCAGACCACACAACUAAGGUUGUUAAAGAAAUCAAAUCAAACAGAUUUAGUUUACCGAAUCCCAGGGGUUCAAGAAGGCUCUGUCAUCAAGCACUGACACCAGAGGUUUAUCUUUAAAUCUUCAAGUCUCAUAACAUAACUGAACAGUUCAAUGCAGAAAAGUACUGGAGAUAUUAUAAGGCACUUGCUUGGGAGUUUAUAUUGUUAUCUAAGAAGAUGCAUCUUUGCCAUUUUAUCCGUGGGUCCUGUACCAAAUCAUAUAGCUUUCAUCAUGGAUGGGAAUAGAAGGUAUGCAAAAAAAAGAAACAUGAAAGAAGGUGAUGGCCAUAAGGCUGGAUUUACAGCUCUCAUGUCCAUCCUUAGAUACUGUUAUGAAUUGGGAGUGAAGUAUGUAACUGUCUAUGCAUUUAGCAUUGAUAACUUCAAAAGGAAGCCUAAAGAGGUUCAGACCUUGAUGGAAUUGAUGCGAGAAAAGAUUGAGGAGUUGCUUCAACAAGAAAGCCUUAUUAAUGAAUAUGGUGUUAGAUUACAUUUCAUUGGAGACCUGCAACUAUUGACCGAGCCUGUCAGGGCCGUUGUGGAAAAGGCAAUGAGAGUUACUGCCCACAACAAUCAGAGAGUUCUUUUGAUUUGUGUAGCCUAUACUUCUCGUCACGAGAUUGUGAAUGCUGUUCAAGAAUGUUGCAAGGAGAAAUGGAAUGAAGUUAAAGUAUCAAAAGAAACAAAAGUUACCAAUGGGGCAUUUGCAAAAUUUGAUCACAGCAUGAAAGGAAAUGCUUUUGAUUUGCUUUUACAAGAUUCAUGUACAGACUAUCAAAAUACAACCAAAGCUUAUAGUAAUGGAGUGGAAAGUGCUGGAAAGAAAGAUGGUGUCUUUGAUCAUAAUGUUGAAAAACAUGCAGUUGAUCACAUUGAUGCUGAAAUCACAUCAUGCACUAAGUUGGUUGAGAUGAAUAAAGCGAGAAUGUACAAGCAGGGUGAGGUUAUAAAACUGGUGGAUAUUGAGAAACAAAUGUACAUGGCAGUAGCACCUGACCCAGACAUCAUGAUCCGAACUUCUGGAGAGGCUCGACUCAGUAAUUUUCUUCUUUGGCAGACUAGUACCUGCCCUUUGUAUGCACCAACUGCGCUUUGGCCUGAAAUAGGUCUAAGACACUUGGUCUGGGCAGUAUUGAACUUUCAGAGACACCAUUUUUAUUUAGAAAAGAAAAAGAAACAUUUUUAACUGUAUCCUUAUUGGCCAAAAUUUCAGUGUGAAGUUAUGUGAUGGAGGUUUCAUUUUUAUU
Cajanus cajan (pigeon pea) is the source of this 1483-nucleotide messenger RNA. It is a transcript of the gene CPT1, whose product is annotated as Undecaprenyl pyrophosphate synthetase family protein. Gene Ontology annotation, cellular component: endoplasmic reticulum. The record is from RefSeq and is a predicted model, not a curated record. NCBI's taxonomy places the organism in Eukaryota, Viridiplantae, Streptophyta, Magnoliopsida, Fabales, Fabaceae. Gene Ontology annotation, molecular function: ditrans,polycis-polyprenyl diphosphate synthase [(2E,6E)-farnesyl diphosphate specific] activity. Gene Ontology annotation, biological process: polyprenol biosynthetic process.